Molecule: messenger RNA, 1794 nt
Organism: Carassius auratus (goldfish)
Lineage: Eukaryota; Metazoa; Chordata; Actinopteri; Cypriniformes; Cyprinidae
Gene: ddb2
Product: damage-specific DNA binding protein 2
Exons: 11
Coding region: 131-1645 (504 amino acids)
Biological process (GO): DNA repair; response to UV
Cellular component (GO): Cul4-RING E3 ubiquitin ligase complex; nucleus
Molecular function (GO): protein binding; damaged DNA binding
Source: RefSeq, a predicted model, not a curated record
CGGUUUCUUACGUCACUGAAUGUCGUCGAAAUGCGUGUCUGUGUAGCAGAGUUGAUCUGUGACUGAUAUCCCGAUCUGAAGGUGAAUGUAAUGUAGAUUGUAUUACAUCUGCAGAGAAAGUAGACUUUUAAUGGCUCGAGGAAAGGCUCAGACGGAUUCCUCUGCGUCGAAGCAGACGAAGAAAGUCAAUUCAAAGAAAAGACCUAAUGAAGAACAAACUCAAACACUCUCCAAGAAGCUGAAAGGCAAAAUUGAAGGCAAGACGGCGCAAAAAAACGAAACCUACAUACAAGCAAGCGUCAAAUGGAUUGGAGCUCAGAAAAAAGUUGGACAAACAAGUAUCCUUCACUACAUUUACAAAAGCUCCUUGGGACAGAGCAUCCAUGCUCAACUGCGCCAGUGUCUGCAAGAGCCUUUUAUACGCUCACUCAGAGCCUACAAACUUCACCGCACAGCCAGCCCCUUCGAUCGGAGGGUCACUUGUCUGGAAUGGCAUCCCACCCAUCCCACCACUGUUGCAGUGGGCUCCAAGGGUGGAGACAUCAUCCUGUGGGAUUAUGAUAUGCUGAAUAAGAGAACCUUCAUACAGGGGAAGGGAGCUGGUGAUUUUAUAGGGGGGAUGAAGUUCUGCCCCACAGAUGUGUCCAAAAUCUUUGUUGCUUCUGGUGAUGGCACAGUCAGCGUGCAGAGUUUUGAAGGUGUCCAAAGUCAGAUAUUGUCGCGAACCCCAGAUUGUGGCCAUGACCACCAUGAUCUUUGUUACUGGUACUGCUGUGUGGACGUGUCUGUUAGUCGUAAGAUGCUUGUGACUGGAGACAAUACUGGACGACUCCAUCUGCUUGGCCUUGAUGGACAUGAGAUUUUCAAAGAGAAGCUGCACAAAGCCAAAGUGACCCAUGCAGAAUUCAACCCUCGUUGUGAUUGGCUGAUGGCUACAUCCUCUGUUGAUGCUACAGUCAAGCUGUGGGACCUCAGAAAUAUUAAAGACAAAAGCAGUUAUAUCUCUGAAUUGCUUCAUGAAAAACCAGUCAACUCUGCGUACUUUAAUCCAACAGACAGCACCAAGCUCCUGACUACAGACCAGAGGAACCAGAUCAGGGUGUAUUGUUCAUAUGACUGGUCUAAACCUGAUCAAAUAAUUGUUCAUCCUCAUCGACAGUUCCAGCACUUAACACCCAUCAAGGCAACCUGGCAUCCCAUGUAUGACCUCAUCGUGGCUGGCCGUUACCCAGAUGAUCAAGUAUUAGUCAAUGACAAGAGAACUAUUGAUAUUUAUGAUGCCAACAGUGGUGGGCUUGUGCAUCAGCUGAGAGACUCUAAUGCUGCUGGUAUCAUAUCUCUCAACAAGUUUAGUCCAGCUGGAGAUGUGCUGGCUUCUGGAAUGGGCUAUAACAUUUUGAUCUGGAAUCGAGAGGACACACUGAACAGUGUUAAUGGGAAACAAACAAUGGAGACCGUGGAGGACAGUGGAGGAAGACCUGGAAGCUCCAGAACCCAGCGUAGCACUCCGCAGCGCAGAGACAGAGACAGAAGAGCGGCUGCUGAUGAUGCCAAGCUCAAGAAAAAGCUGUCUUCAUCAACAGAGACCAAGUCCAAGACCAAGAGCAAGACAGAAUGCAAGACAUCAAAAGCAAAGAAAAAGUGAGAGAGAAUACACUGAACCUUAAAACUAGAUACUCAGGCUCAUGUCAAUAUAUAAAUCCUGGAACAACAGAAAAUAAAAUAGACUUGACUUGUUUUGUUACCUUUUAUAUGGCCUAAAAUAUGUAUAUUCUGUUCAAAAUAAACUUUUGU